Oncorhynchus gorbuscha (pink salmon) is the source of this 875-nucleotide messenger RNA. Its product is annotated as gamma-crystallin M2-like. Gene Ontology annotation, biological process: visual perception; lens development in camera-type eye. The record is from RefSeq and is a predicted model, not a curated record. The transcript has 3 exons. Gene Ontology annotation, molecular function: structural constituent of eye lens. The coding region runs from base 146 to 673 and encodes 175 amino acids. Lineage: Eukaryota; Metazoa; Chordata; Actinopteri; Salmoniformes; Salmonidae.
CCAGGCCACCAAAUCCCUGUUCAUUAAAAUAACAAAUAAAGUGGGAUCAGCCCAUCUGUCGAUUGAGGUUCAUAUAGUGGUCCCUGCGCCUGGUGAGCCAGAUCAUCACUCCUGUAGAGGACGGACUCCAGGGAGAUUUACCAGGAUGAGUAAGAUAACUUUCUACGAGGACAGCAACUUCCAGGGGCGCUCUUAUGAGUGCGAUGCAGACUGCGCUGACAUGCACCCCCAUUUCAGCUGCUGUAACUCCAUCAAGGUAGAUAGCGGCUGCUGGGUGCUGUACGAGCGUCCCAACUACACAGGCUAUCAGUACGUGCUGACCAGAGGGGAGUACCCAGAGUACCAGCACUGGAUGGGAUACAAUGACAGCAUCCGCUCCUGCCGUACCUUCUCCUAUACUAGCGGAGGCCCAUACCGCAUGCGCAUCUAUGAACGCCCCAACUUCCAGGGCCAGACGAUGGAGUUCGCCGAGGACUGUGAGUCUGUCCAGGAACGCUUCCGCAGCCGUGACGUCUACUCCUGUAACGUUCUGGAGGGCUACUGGACCCUCUAUGAACACCCCAACUACCGCGGCCGCCAGUACUUCAUGAGGCCUGGAGAGUACAAGAAGUUUAGUGACUGGGGCGCCACAUGUGCCACCACUGGCUCCUUCCGUAGGAUCACAGAGUUUUAGAUAAGAACACCCUCUCUGCCUCCCUAAAUGCAGCUCAUCUCUAGUUGGCACUGGCUUGUCAAUAGAAGAGUAUGCCUAUUCUAACACACAGGACUGUGUCAAUAUAUUUUAUGAAUUUGAAAUAGAUAUUUGGUCAUUAUUAAGUUACAAAGGUAACUCUGAAUGAGUCUGAAUGAGUCUGAAUAAAUUAAUCUAUUGUGAA